Macrosiphum euphorbiae (potato aphid) is the source of this 825-nucleotide messenger RNA. Lineage: Eukaryota; Metazoa; Arthropoda; Insecta; Hemiptera; Aphididae. The record is from the annotation of a GenBank genome assembly.
AUGGCCGAUUGUCCCCAGUUUCAGUUAAUGCCCCAAGUAAUGCCUGUCUAUCGUCCGCAAACGCCGCUAACACAGCCGCCUCCGCCGCAGAACGCGUUUCCAAUGUCACCGGGGCAAGGGCAACCGAUCUUCUCAGUGCCGCCGCCGCAAUUUGGAUAUCCGCCCAUGGCGUGGUCGCCAGUCCAUCAGUAUCCGCCUCCGCCGCCUCUGACGCCGCAGCAACCGGCCCCGGAUCACACCGAGGUGGAUGACGACUACGACGUGCAGCAGCUCGUGUUCAACAAUAACAACAACUACAGCAUCAACAAAAAUAUAAUUUCCGCAGAUGACUUUCAAAUUGAUUCGGAACUGCAGCCUCCCCAGCGCCAUAACACUCAGAACUGGCAGAUGUUCUCGCAGCGCAAUGUUUCCAAUAAGUUUGAUACACGACAUGAAGAAUUCAGAAAAUACUUGGAAGAAGUGGGUAUUUUGUCUACUUUCACUAAUAUAUUAUCUGAUAUGUACCAAGAUCCUUUACGACCUAAUGAUCCUUUGGGAUAUAUUCGAGAUAAAUUAAGUUCUUCUCGGCCUGAAACAAUUGAACUUAAAAAUCUUCGCAUUUGGUGUGAUCAAUACCAAACAAGAACCAUUCGUCUUGAAAAAGAGUUGAAGCACGUAAUUGAACGGUUAAGAAAAUAUGAACCAUAUAUUACUGAUGAUUCUCUUUUGAACGAAAAUUCUACAGAAAAGGACUGCAAAUCAUGUGUAUCCGAUGUAUCAAAACUUGGGUUGGAAAGUAAGAAAGAAAAUGCUCAACAUGGAUCAAGAAAAAAUUAUAAUCAAUAA